Molecule: messenger RNA, 5218 nt
Organism: Caretta caretta (loggerhead turtle)
Lineage: Eukaryota; Metazoa; Chordata; Testudines; Cheloniidae
Gene: SLC6A7
Product: solute carrier family 6 member 7
Biological process (GO): nitrogen compound transport; amino acid import across plasma membrane; sodium ion transmembrane transport
Cellular component (GO): plasma membrane
Molecular function (GO): amino acid:sodium symporter activity
Source: RefSeq, a predicted model, not a curated record
GAAGCAGGACUCAGCCCACAGACCCCGCAGAUGGCAGAAACCCUUUUGAUGGAGAGCCCAUCUGCAGCCUGCUGGGAUCCCUCCUCUUCCCACUUGCUGCUCCCCACCCAGCGAUUUCCAACUCAGAGCAAACCUGUUUGCCAACCCUUAUGGUUGCACCCUGCCUGCCUGGCAUCCCUCUCUCAUUCUGCCUCAUUCUAGACAGGGUUAACAUCUCCUCUGCCUGUGCCAGGAACACCCAGCCGAGGAGGAGAGAGCCGGAGAGCGAGAAGUGGGAUUCUUCCUUUUCUUUUUCGGACUCGUCUCCCUCCCCAUCGCCGUAGAGACGGUCUCCGAGGCGAGCGAAGGUGUCAGAGCGCGGAGAGGCAGGGGAAGCAUCGCAGCAGUGCUUCAGAGAUGAAGAAGGUCCAGGAGCACCAUCUCCGGGAGCCCAUAAUUCCAGACCUGCUGAUGAGCCCCAGCGACCAAGGAGAUGGGGACCUGGAGAUGGAGUACCCAGCAGAGAGAGGGAACUGGACCGGGAAGCUGGAUUUCCUUCUCUCCUGUAUUGGCUACUGUGUGGGGUUGGGGAAUGUGUGGCGGUUUCCAUACAGAGCUUACACCAAUGGGGGAGGAGCUUUCCUUGUUCCUUACUUCAUCAUGCUGGCAAUAUGUGGUAUCCCCAUCUUCUUCAUGGAACUCUCACUAGGCCAGUUCUCCAGCCUGGGGCCACUUGCAGUCUGGAAGAUAAGCCCACUAUUUAAAGGUGUUGGGAUGGGCACGAUCCUGAUUGUCUCUCUGGUGGCCAUUUACUAUAACAUGAUCAUUGCUUACGUGCUCUUCUACCUCUUCGCAUCCCUGACAAGCAACUUGCCCUGGGAGCACUGCGGCAACUGGUGGAACACCGACCUCUGCUUGGAUCACCAGGUCGUCAAGGCAGGGAAUGCUGCCAUCCCAUUCAACAUCACUAACACCGUCAGCCCGAGCGAGGAGUACUGGAAUCGUUAUGUUCUGCAUAUCCAAGGGAGCUCUGGGAUCGGGGACCCUGGGCGAAUCCGCUGGAAUCUAUGCCUGUGUCUCCUGCUCUCCUGGGUCAUCGUGUACCUCUGUAUCCUCAAGGGAGUCAAAUCCUCCGGCAAGGUUGUGUAUAUCACUGCCACAUUCCCUUACUUCAUCCUGAUCAUGCUGCUCAUUCGUGGUGUGACACUGGAGGGGGCCUGGAUAGGAAUCAAGUUCUACCUCACACCCCAGUUUGAUCACCUGCUGUCUUCCAAGGUGUGGAUAGAGGCAGCUCUGCAGAUCUUCUACUCCCUUGGGGUGGGCUUCGGGGGACUGCUCACUUUUGCGUCUUAUAACACCUUCCACCAGAAUAUUUACAGGGAUACAUUUAUAGUCACCCUAGGCAAUGCCAUCACCAGCAUCCUGGCCGGGUUUGCCAUCUUUUCCGUCUUGGGCUACAUGUCGCAGGAGCUGGGCAUCCCGGUUAACCAAGUGGCAAAAGCAGGUCCCGGCUUGGCUUUCGUGGUGUACCCCCAGGCCAUGACAAUGCUUCCUCUUUCUCCACUCUGGUCUUUCCUUUUCUUCUUCAUGCUGCUGACCUUGGGCCUGGACAGCCAGUUUGCCUUCAUGGAGACCAUUGUUACUGCAGUGACAGAUGAGUUUCCUUAUUACCUGCGGCCCAAGAAGGCUUUUUUCUCAGCCAUCAUCUGUAUCGCCAUGUACCUGAUGGGGCUCAUUCUCACGACAGAGGGCGGGAUGUACUGGCUAGUCCUGCUGGAUGACUACAGUGCUGGGUUUGGACUCAUGGUGGUGGUGAUUACAACCUGCCUGGUGGUGACACGUGUCUAUGGCAUGAAGCGGUUCUGCCGGGAUAUUCACAUGAUGCUGGGCUUCCAACCAGGGCUGUACUUUAAAGCCUGCUGGAUGUUCCUGUCCCCGGCAAUGAUGAUGGCCCUGCUGGUGUACAAUAUAGUCAAGUACCAGCCCUCAGAGUAUGGGAGUUACCGUUUCCCAUACUGGGCUGAGGUCCUGGGCAUCCUGAUGGGGCUGUUCUCCUGCCUGAUGAUCCCCGCAGGGAUGGUGGUCGCGGUGCUCAGAGAAGAAGGGACGCUGUGGGAGAGAAUCCAGCAAGCCAGCCGGCCAGCCAUGGACUGGGGCCCUUCUCUGGAGGAGAACAGAACCGGCAUGUACGUGGCUACCCUGGCCGGUAGCCAGUCCCCCAAACCCUUGAUGGUCCACAUGAGGAAAUAUGGGGGAAUCACCAGCUAUGAGAACACAGCCAUCGAGGUGGACAGGGAGAUCGAGGAGGAAGAGGAGUCUAUGAUGUGAGGAGGCCACGAACCCGGUGGGGAGCAGAGAAUGGGGGACUGCACCCCUGAACUUGCUCAGUUGCACUUAGGCACUUCGGGCCAGUUAACAGGCCUUUCUAGAGGCAGCUGCGAGCUGCUGACCUUCCAGCAUCCCACAGGAUGCUCUGGCCUCUCCAGGAGAACGCUGCUGAGAAUUCCAGUGUUGCUGAGAUUUUUGUUCAGUGUGGCAAGCUGUGUAAUGAAUGUGUGUGUUAGCUCUCCAGUGUCUGGGACCAGCUGCCCGGACCCUACCCUGCUCCAGGCCCGCCCCACCCUGCCUGGGUGCCCUCUGCCCAGAGUUAUGACUCAUUGACCCCUGUGUAAAGACUGCGACAUGCACCCACUUUGCGCUCCUUUUGCACAGGCAUCAGUGAGCAAGGCAGUGGAGAACAAGGCUAGUAGUUGUUGGUGGUGUUUGUUGUUGCUAAGCCUGUUUAACUCCAAUGACGCACGGACGUUGUGGAGAAAGGAUGUCUUUGUUAACCCCACCCUGUCAGUGGAGUGCCUGUGUGUCCCACCCCUGCUGGGGUCCUCCAGCAACACCAGGUCCUCAUGGUGCCCGUGUGUCCUGCCCCUACUGGGAGCCUCCAGCAACACCAGGGAAGACCAGAGUGGCCAUUCCUGAUAAAUAAGUCUAGGGAAAAGAAACCCCAUGUUAUAAAACAAACCAACCCGCCCCUGGACAGGCCUUUCUGUGCACGACAGAGAAAGGUAAACCCUGGUCCUGGGAUGAAUCAGUCCUUUGCAGGUUGCUCUUAAGAGGUGCCGUUUGCACUCUGGGCCCCUGCUCACACAGCUGAAUUCAGAACCUCGGGGUGAGGCUGCGUCACGUUAACCCCUCCGUGGACUGCAGCUGAUGGUGGGGCAGAGCCUCUGGCUGUGGCUGUCCCUCCCCUAUUCCCGCCCAGGGUGGAGCAGAGUGGGGGCUGGGAGGGGGCGAUGUCUAAUCUCAGCAGUGCCCCCCCAGUCACACGCCCUGGGAGCAGAGUGCAGGCCGGGGGGCGGGGGGGGACACUUGACGUGUGUUUUUUCCACGUUUGCAAUGCGAAGGGGUCGGCCGACUCGCCGAGUGAAGGCUGCAGCAGGACCAGCCACGUGCUCUCUGGCACCGGUGGUCCAUUGUGCUGCAGGGCCUGUGCUGCGCUGACUAGCCCGUGAAUUAUGAAUGAGGAGCUAUUGGAAGUGUUACUAAAAUAACUUCACAGAAAGGAAUGGAAGAAACCUCUCUGCAUGGGCUCUUUGUAAGAUCCCACUCGCUGGGCACAGAGACCCCAUGCUGAGGGGCUGCCUCCAGAGUCUUCUCCAGGCAGGGACAGAAAUCCAGUCUCACUUCUUCUCCUCCAGUGCCAGAGUCCACUCAAGGGGGGCAGGGAUCACCUUCCCUUGUAGUCCCUGUUAUUGAAGUUUGGGGGGAGGGUGCCCCUUAUCUCACAUGGUAAUAGGAAAAUCCUGGACUGGCAGUCAUUGCUUGCAUGACAUGGAGUAAAGUUCCAGGAAUGUACUGACUUGUCAAAGUCUCUAGGAAGUCCUCUCCCCACAUGGCCUGUUACAAUUUCUACACCAGGAUGACCAGAUAGCAAGUGUGAAAAAUCGGGAUGGGGGUGGAGGGUGACAGGCACCUACAUAAAACAAAGCCCCGAAUAUCGGGACUGUCCCUAUAAAAUCAGGUCUUCUGCUCACCCUAUGCUACACACAGUUCUCCACACCUUCCUCCCCCAGCAGUCUGAGGGUAUGUCUACCUGUGCACUGUGGGUACAUCUACACAGCAAAAAUCAAUCAAUCAGUCUGUGGCAGCGAGUCUCCGAGCUCAAAAGAGCAGUGUAGACUUUCGGGUUCGGGCUGAAGCCUGGGAUAUGAGACCCUCACCUGCUGCCAGGUUUCACAGCCCAGGUUCCAGCCCAAGCCUGAGCAUCUACACUGCUAUGUUUAGCCCACAGCUUGAACCCUGCAUCAGUUGACCUAGGCUCUUUGCUGUGUAGACAUAACCUAAGGCUGGGCUCUGACUCAGGUUUGAGCCCAAGUCCCACUUCUGUCCACACACAAAUCAGUCUGACCUGGAUCCUAGAACCCUGCAAGGGGAGUGGGUCAGAGUCUGCGAUCUGCUGUGACGUGGGUCCAAGCCCUGGCAAUUUGCAGCGUGGCUGCAGGUCAAGCCGCAGACCCAAGUCAGAAGGUCUGCGUAGUGCAGCAUGGAAGCAUUUGCAUGGCUGUGAGACCCGAGUCCAGCAGCUGUGAACCCAGGUUUACAAUGCAGUGUGGACGCUCAAGUGCAGGCUUGGAAACACUGAGUCCACAAGCCCAGGUCCACGGUGCAGUGCGGGGAUAUCCGCACUCGAGCUGGGGCUGCAAUCCCAUGUCAGCGCAAUCAGAGCUUGUGCCCUAAAAACAGCAAUGAGCUGCGGUGGGAGGGGGUAGCUGCCCCCCAGUAGGUGCCGAGGGCCUCCCCCGGGUUUGUACUUGAGGCUGCUAGGCCUUCCCGCUGCUGCGGGUACGUAAUGCUGUGAGCGCACUAGCUUGAUCAGAGCCAGCGUGGGUACGUCUCUCUGCGCCAGACUUCGCCCGUCCUGCUCCAGCGUAGCCAGGGCGUCAAUGAUUCUGGGUCAUGUGAUUUCCAACUUUGAAAGCCCGCCCCGCAGGGUCCUGGCAGCUGCUGUGCGUUUGUGCGUCUGUGCGUCAGCAGCUCAGCUCCUGCCGGUGCUGUUGUGUUUGGAGGGUGCAGGGCAUCCUCUUUUAAGGAGCAGCAGUUCAAUACCUAAGCUGCCCCCGUGGUGGUUUGUAAUGUACCCCGUGUUCGCCUGCUGUGAUGUGUGUUCUCAAGUGUGCGUGUGUCGUUGGUGUAACAUUGCAAACAAAUGAAGAUCCACCCUUCUGUGCGUGCUGUUUUCACUGCA